CAACUUUGGUCGCAAUUACACACGCCACCGCCUCCGUUCACCAACCCUUUUCUCCCGACCAAGGUUUGGAGGAACCCACCGCUUCUGGAUUUUAGAAACACACCAACCCCACAAAAUUAGUCCGUGCGCUUUGAAAGAGUAAGACGAAAGAGGAGAGAGCUUAUAAAUAGCUAGACUCUGGCAGCGAUUUCCACGUCCACCAUUCCACUCUGAGCUCUGUGGCAUUUAUCUCAUUCCACCUGCAAGAAGAUGGAUACCUUCCUCUUCACCUCAGAGUCCGUCAACGAGGGCCACCCGGACAAGCUGUGUGACCAGAUAUCAGAUGCCAUACUCGACGCCUGCUUGCAGCAAGACCCUGACAGUAAGGUCGCAUGCGAGACAUGCACCAAGACCAACAUGGUCAUGGUAUUCGGAGAAAUCACCACCAAGGCUGAGAUCAACUACGAAAAGAUCGUCCGGGACACAUGCAGAGAGAUUGGCUUCGUCUCGGCAGACGUCGGCCUGGACGCUGACAACUGCAAUGUUCUCGUGAACAUAGAGCAGCAGAGCCCGGACAUAGCUCAGGGUGUUCAUGGCCAUCUCACCAAGAGGCCCGAGGAGAUCGGUGCAGGUGAUCAGGGCCACAUGUUCGGGUAUGCUACCGAUGAGACUCCUGAGCUGAUGCCCCUCACCCAUGUCCUGGCCACAAAGCUAGGAGCAAGGCUCACUGAAGUCAGGAAGAACGGGACGUGCCCAUGGCUGAGGCCAGAUGGGAAGACACAGGUUACUGUAGAGUACAAAAAUGAAGGAGGUGCAAUGGUUCCACUGAGAGUUCACACUGUUCUUAUCUCCACACAGCAUGAUGAGACGGUCACAAAUGAUCAGAUAGCAGCAGAUCUGAAGGAGCAUGUGAUCAAGCCUGUGAUACCAUCCAAAUACCUUGAUGGGAGGACCAUAUUUCACCUGAACCCAUCGGGCCGCUUUGUCAUCGGCGGGCCGCACGGCGAUGCAGGGCUCACAGGAAGGAAGAUCAUCAUUGACACUUAUGGAGGGUGGGGAGCUCAUGGAGGUGGUGCAUUCUCUGGCAAGGACCCAACCAAGGUGGACAGAAGUGGUGCUUACAUAGUUAGGCAGGCGGCCAAGAGUGUGGUUGCAUCCGGCCUGGCUCGCCGCUGCCUGGUUCAGGUCUCCUAUGCAAUUGGAGUGCCUGAGCCACUCUCUGUGUUUGUCGACACCUACAAGACAGGGAAGAUCUCGGAUAAGGACAUACUGAAUCUGAUCAAGGAGAACUUUGAUUUCAGGCCUGGGAUGAUAGCUAUCAAUUUGGACCUGAAGAGGGGAGGAAAUUUCAGGUACCAGAAGACUGCUGCUUAUGGUCAUUUUGGACGUGAUGAUCCAGACUUCACAUGGGAGACAGUCAAGCUGCUCAAGUAGGAAACUGAGGCAAUUUUUGUGCUGAAGGACAACUAGGCCUGUUGGCUGAGAAAGCUUCCAUCACUUUCUGUGUUUCUGUUUGGCCUCUAUUUACUGUUUCAAAGUAUGUUGUGGGAAUAAAUACGCAUCUGGGGUAUUGCUUCUGCAUGUAAGAGGAUUGGUCCGAUGAGACUAACCUGAAAACUACAGAAUGGAAAAAGGAAUUGCUUGAUUUCUAACUUCA
This is a messenger RNA of Nymphaea colorata (pocket water lily), 1636 nucleotides long. RefSeq names its product S-adenosylmethionine synthase 3. The transcript has 2 exons. The record is from RefSeq and is a predicted model, not a curated record. Lineage: Eukaryota; Viridiplantae; Streptophyta; Magnoliopsida; Nymphaeales; Nymphaeaceae. The coding region runs from base 250 to 1413 and encodes 387 amino acids. Gene Ontology annotation, cellular component: cytosol. Gene Ontology annotation, molecular function: ATP binding; methionine adenosyltransferase activity. Gene Ontology annotation, biological process: S-adenosylmethionine biosynthetic process.